Messenger RNA from Pistacia vera, 1187 nucleotides. RefSeq lists its product as uncharacterized. The record is from RefSeq and is a predicted model, not a curated record. The coding region runs from base 88 to 1023 and encodes 311 amino acids. Lineage: Eukaryota; Viridiplantae; Streptophyta; Magnoliopsida; Sapindales; Anacardiaceae. The transcript has 7 exons.
UUCCAUUACCAGGUAUCAUUCUCACGCCUGUCUUCGUGGGUUCAUUCUCUUCACGAACACAUUCACGGAGACAGAGAGAGAAAACUCAUGGUCGCGCCUGGUUUCUCUUCCUCUCUUUGUUUCACUUUGUCUAUGAUUCUUCAUUUAUCAUGUGCAUACCGUGUGACCCCGUUCAAAGGUGUUGACAUAGAGAAUCCUGCAGUAGAUGUCACCCCAUAUCCCCUUGCCGGUGUUCCUGGGUCCAAAGAUGUUAUAUCAUGCGAAAGAGUUCAGGUUUCCGGAUACUCAAGGUUGAAACUUGGGAGUUAUGCUAAUUCCUUUCGGGUCACUUUGGCACCUUCUGUGACAAUCCCUGAGAGAUUACCUAGUAAAAUGCAGGUUUGCUUUCACCGGAAUGCUUCCCUUGCAUUAUGUCAGUGUGAAAAGGAUGAGUGGAAAGCUAUUCAGAAGGGGGAAGUUUGGAGCUCUGUCAUGUCUCCAUAUGAGGAGAGAUACAUUGAUGUGAAGUUUGUUGGUAGAGUCUCAUGUUCUGUUUCAGUUGCGGUUGAAGAAAAUUUUCAGAGAUGGCGUCUCCUUUUUCUAGCGGCUGGAUUUAUUCUGCUGCUGUUAGCACCAAUUGUCAGCAACUGGGUUCCUUUUUACUAUAGCAGUUUAAUGGCUAUAGGAGUUUUUCUUCUCAUUACAAUCCUUCUCUUUCAGGGAAUGAAACUGUUGCUGACUGGAAGGAAGAAUGUCUUGUAUCUUACUAUAUGUGGAUCAGUGCUUGGUGCUGGAUCUUUUCUUUUACAUCAAUUCUCAGUGCUGGUGAAUUCGAUUCUUGUCAAUUUUGGACUAAGUGAGGAGAUGCACAAUCCGGUCUCUAUAUUCCUACUAGUUGGAAUUGUACUUACAGGAGCUGCUUUAGGGUACUGGAUCGUAAGGAAAUUUGUGAUUUCAAAAGAUGGAACUGUUGAUGUUGGUGUAGCUCAAUUUGUUAAAUGGGCAAUCCGCAUCAUUGCAAGCCCUUUUAUUUUCCAGGUUUGAAACUGUAUUCACGUUGGUUGUUAUGAUGAAUUAGUAGAUUCUCUGCCUCUUAUUCUGCUUAUAUGUACUCUUCCAAGCUUGAGAAUAAUAAUUUGAGUUGACAUUCAACGACUCUGUUUUUUCUUUAUUUUGAAGGAUUUGGAAAGUUGUAGUGGCCUUUCUUU